AUGCCGCCGGAGGUGAAUUCAUUCGGUAUAUGGAGAUUACGUGCUGCUGGGCUGAAGCCUUAUCCAAUUCCAACAUUGGAAUUGCAAAUGUUCGUCAUCUUCUUCUUUACCCAACUCUUCCAAUUAAUGCUCAAGCCUUUUCGUCUCCCCAAGUUCACCUCCCAGCUUCUUGCCGGCUUAAUCCUGGGCCCUACAAUGUUGGGAAGACUUGAAAUAGUGAAGGAUUACAUGUUUAGCGUGAACAAUCAAGAAGAAAUUGGUAUGCUGGGUACAUUAGGGUAUUCAUUCUUUAUGUUCCUAAGUGGAGUGAAAAUAGAUAUGGGUAUGAUAAACAGUAGAACAAUGGGAACAAAACCACUAUGGACUGGAACAGCAAGCGUAUUAUUGCCUUUGAUAGUUGGCAGUUUGUACCAAAGCCAGCUCACCAAUCCCGAAUUCGGUCUAAACAGAAGACAAGCCUCUGAACUUCCCUAUGCGAUUGCAGUCCACUGCCUCAGUCCAUUUCCAGUCAUUUCUUCUCUUCUCGAAGAGCUCAAAAUGAUCGGCUCCGAAAUUGGCCGCUUUAGCCUAUCAGCAGCAUUGGUCAGCGAAGUUUACAAUAUCUUUCUUUCAGUUUCUUUCUCUUUGAUGACUAUUCUCAAAGCUAAAGGAUUUACUUAUGCCUUCAUAGCCACAGUAUCAACCGUUGGAUAUAUUCUUCUGGUCGUUUUCGUGUUUCGACCGGCGAUGUUUCGGAUCAUCAGACAAACACCUGAAGGCAGGGCCGUCAAGAAUUCGUAUCUGGGUUUGAUCAUAAUCUUGAUGUUGGCAUCUGGUUUGUUGUCUACUUGCUUUGGUCAGUCUUUUCUUUUUGGACCUCUUAUAUUGGGUAUGGCUAUCCCUGAUGGACCACCAUUAGGAACAGCUAUCAUAGACAAGCUCCAUCUCUUCGUCUUUGAUAUUUAUUUGCCGAUCUUUGUUACAACGUCCUUGUUGAGGGCAGAUUUUUCGCAUCUCCGUUACAAUUUCAAGGAUAAGUUCAUCAAAGCCAAUCAAUCCGUCAUUGCGGUAACUUUUCUCACCAAGUUCUUGGGGUGUAUGAUUCCGCCAUUGCUUUGUAAAAUGCCAUUGGCUGAUACUUUAGCAAUCGCUCUCAUUAUGUGCUCCAAAGGAAUUGUCCAGCUCGCCAACUUUACCUUCGCCAGAGACAAAGAGUUGACCUCAGAGACAGCAUUUACUUUAGAUGUCGGUAGCAUCUUGGUGGCAUCAAUCAUUUUGCCACUCGUGGUGAAGCUUCUCAAUCCUACAAAAAAAUUGACAAAUUACGAGAAAAGGAACAUUAUGUAUUCCUCACCCAAUUCGGAGCUACGAGUACUUGUUUGCAUACACAGACCGGAAAACAUUUCCGGCAUCAUCAAUGUACUGGACGUCUCAUGUUCCAAUACUAGAAGCACCCUUUCGGUUUAUGCUCUUCACCUCAUCGAAUUAAUCGGAAGAGCAUCCCCCGUGCUUCUUUCGCAUCAAUGGGAAAGGAAAUCUCCUUCCCACCUUCUUUCCUACUCCGAAAAGGUAAUCUACCACUUGAAUAAAUUUGAGAAAAGAAACAAGGGUAUUGUUUCUUUAAAUUCCUUUACCAUAAUCUCUCCUUCCAAAUCCAUGGACGAUGACAUUUGCUUGAUGGCCUUGGACAAUCGCACCACCAUUAUUAUACUCCCGUUUCAUCGGAGAUGGUACACCAAUGGCUCCAUAGAAUCAGAUGACAAUACCAUAAGGGCCAUAAAUUGCAGUGUGUUGGAAAUAGCACCAUGCUCGGUCGGAAUCCUUGUCGACCGAGGCAUAAGCAGGCGAGCCUCCAUGGUUGCACCGGAGUCGUACUAUUCAGUGGCUGUGGUAUUUUUGGGUGGUAAAGAUGAUAGGGAAGCCUUGUCAUUGGGGAAAAGAAUGAUAAGCGAGAAGAAGAGUAUACGCCUAACAGUGAUAAUCUUGGCUGCCAUAGAAGAAUUCGGUGAUGUGUAUGAAAAGAUGCUUGAUAUGGAGGUGAUGAGAGAUUUGAAGUUCAGCAAAAAUGCAGGUUUUGAGUGUAUAAGAUUCGUAGAGAAGCGAGUGAACGAUGGACCAGAGAGUGCAAUGGUGCUUAGAUCUAUGGCGGCAGAGUAUGAUUUGAUUAUAAUAGGAAGAGAGCAUGAUGCAAAGUCACCACAGAUCUCAGGGCUAUCGGAAUGGAGUGAAUUUCCUGAGCUUGGCACCAUUGGAGACUUGCUUGCCUCAUUAGAUUUCUAUUGCAAAGCAUCUGUACUUGUGGUGCAACAACAGUAG
Molecule: messenger RNA, 2295 nt
Organism: Ziziphus jujuba (common jujube)
Lineage: Eukaryota; Viridiplantae; Streptophyta; Magnoliopsida; Rosales; Rhamnaceae
Product: cation/H(+) antiporter 4-like
Exons: 3
Coding region: 1-2295 (764 amino acids)
Biological process (GO): regulation of pH; proton transmembrane transport
Cellular component (GO): membrane; endomembrane system
Molecular function (GO): antiporter activity
Source: RefSeq, a predicted model, not a curated record